This is a messenger RNA of Impatiens glandulifera, 1200 nucleotides long. Its product is annotated as basic leucine zipper 61-like. The record is from RefSeq and is a predicted model, not a curated record. Gene Ontology annotation, biological process: positive regulation of DNA-templated transcription. Lineage: Eukaryota; Viridiplantae; Streptophyta; Magnoliopsida; Ericales; Balsaminaceae. Gene Ontology annotation, cellular component: nucleus. Gene Ontology annotation, molecular function: DNA-binding transcription factor activity; DNA binding. The coding region runs from base 158 to 1048 and encodes 296 amino acids. The transcript has 4 exons.
UAAAAAUAGGAUUUCAUAUAUCUUCCUAGUGGUGGUGGUGGAUGUACUUAUGUGACUAUGAUUCUCUCCUAAAGCCCCCAUUCUUCAUGUUUUAUUAUAUAAUGAAUCAUUCUUCAUUUCAUUGUACUGUUGUUUUAUUUAACCAUCUAUAAUUCUCAUGGCUCAAUUGCCACCCAAAGUACCAAAUUUAACCACAUCCAUUUGGCCAAUUACAACCGCCACCACCUCCUCCUCCGGCGGCGGCGGCCACAACAACCCAUCAUGGGUAGACGAAUUCCUAGACUUCUCCGCCACAAGACGCGGCUCGCACCGCCGAUCCAUCAGCGAUUCAAUUGCAUUCAUUGAAACACCAUUAUUAAUGUCCACAGACGACCAAACAUGUCGCGCCGCCAGACUUUCCAUGCACGAUUUCGACAGGAUCGACGACGAACAGUUCAUGUCCAUGUUCGCCGACGACCACGACGAAAUGCCCGUUGUCGCUCCCACUUUAUCCUCGUCCAAUACUUCCUCACCCUCCGAUCACAAUAGUAUAAAUGACGAUAAACAACUGCCGUCCGAUCUAAAUCAUCACCACCACCACCACCCAAAGUCCGAACCCGAUGAGGCCGAGUCCGAUUCCACUACACUGUUUUCCAACAAGACCGCCACCACAGAGAAUUAUUCCUCUGAUAAGAUCGUUGAUCCCAAAAGGGUAAAAAGGAUUUUAGCAAACAGGCAAUCGGCACAACGGUCGCGAGUGAGGAAACUACAGUAUAUAUCGGAGCUCGAGAGAAGUGUUAGUUCAUUACAAGCUGAAGUAUCAGUAUUGUCACCAAGGGUGGCAUUCCUUGAUCAUCAACGGUUAAUACUCAAUGUUGAUAACAGUGCACUGAAGCAGAGGAUUGCAGCUCUAGCCCAAGACAAGAUUUUUAAAGAUGCUCAUCAAGAUGCGUUGAGGAGGGAAAUAGAGAGAUUGAGAAAUGUCUAUCACGAGCAAAAUCUUAAGAAAAUUGAGACGAGCGAGAGUAAGAAGAUGACUUUAGAGAAUUGCGAACUUCUUGAAUCUUGAUGACGAUGUUGUUACACCGUUGCGGUGAAUAUGAUCAUGAAAAGAAUGGCAAAUAAUGAAUGCCUUGUAAUUUUUUUUAUUUUUUCCAAGAAUUGUGGAUUGUAGCUAUAGGAUUUGUGCACAAUUAGAUAUUUGAUUCUUUUGCCAAUUUA